AUGCCGCCUCCACGAUCGCCUCCCCCGACGCCAUCUGCGGUUGACGCUGCCCCCGACGCCACCUCACGCCGCCUCCACGAUCGCCUCCCCCGACGCCAUCUGCGGCCGACGCCGCCCCCGACGCCACCUCACGCCGAUGCCAUCUGCCACCGACGCCAGCUCACGCCGACGCACCAGACAGCGACUGCCCCGACACGAUCUGCCCUGACGCCAUCUGCGGCCGACGCCGUCGCCACGUUGCGACCGACGCCAUCUGCCACCAACGCCACCGUGCCGUCGUCCCCCAGGGCCGGCCCUGAUCCCAUGGCACGAGGCUUCACAAAGACCUUAUCAGAUCUUACAAAAUUUACUUGGCCGAUCGGAAACCUUGCCCUCCUACAGUACUUGUUUUGGGAGAAAGUGCAGCCACUGGAUGAUGAGGCAUUUGAUCCAUUGGCUCAUGAAUAUCCGUUGAUGCUUAAUUGGUCAGAAGAUGAGGCUAAGAAGCGUGACGCGUACGACACGUCAUACGGCCGUGGUAAUGGGACGAUUGAUGACGUGAUAAGUGAGAAGUACAGGCAGACAUUAAUUGCUCAACAAGGAAGAAAGGCGGAGGAAGAAUUAGAGCAAGAAUUAGAGCAAGAAGAUCGUGCCCAAAAAAAGAAAGAUAAUAGAGAUGAGGCUUCAUCGAGCAGGGAUAGUACAUUAGAUCAAGUGAUGAAAUGCAUCAAAGAUAUGCAAAAAGAAAUUAGACUUCUCCCUCAAAAAUGUGCUGAGAUAGUAGUGGAGAAGCUGGAGAAGAAAGGUCUUGUAUUCAAGCCAAACAAGGGGUCUGAUGAUGACAUUGAGUUUGUGGAGCAUAGUGAAGACUGGGUGGGGAAGUAUGGUCCAUCAAAAUACAAAUCAUCAAAAUAUUGGACAGAUGUAAAAUCAACUCCUGCAAAAGAAGAUAUGGACAACAGGGUGGACGCAUCCUUCACCACUGGGAACGGGAAUAAAUUGGCGCGUGAGAAAGGUGUGCAUCACAACACACCUGGUACAGGAGAUGAAGGCAACCCCUUCGUUAUUGAGGACAAUGGUAAUUCACCCAACCCAUCUCUUGCGACGGUAGACACGAAUGACUUUCCGGCUAUUACUUCAAGCCCCAAGAAUAUGAAUGAAGUGUCAGACGGGUCUAGCGCCGAUAAAUCUGAGGAGAUUAGUAUGGAUAGUCUGAACACCCGUAUUAAAAAUGCGAAAGAAAAUGGCACUCCGGAGAAUGAUGGGAAGGAGAAUGAUGGGAAGGAGAAUGAUGGGAAACGUCUGUUUGGUAUAAGAGCUGCUAUGAUUAAUACUGAUUACAUUAAUGAGGAUCACAUAGAGGCCGCGAAGGUUUAUAUCCGGACACUGGCAGACUCGGAGAAGCUUUGCAGCAAAACUGUGGUGCACAUGACGGGAAUUGGUGGGGAAACAUGUACACCUGAAAUGCUUGAAGCCAUCAUUUCGAAAAAGUGGUUGCACGGUGGUGUCAUCAAUAGUUAUUGCAACCAUAUGCAGACCCAUAAUCCUCGUGCUGACCAUCACAUAUUAUCAUCUUGGGUGUCCCACUGGCUUAUUCUUCGUGCUGAUGGAAAGGUUAACAACUCUAAGAGGCAUUUUAUGGAUCACUUCACAAACCAAACUAAAAUGGUGUCUAGAGUUACUGAAGAGUAUUUCAUCAAAGAUAAGAGGGCAGAAAUAGUAAAUGAUACAAAGGAGGUGAAUGCUCUUAUUGAAACGGAACAUCCUGACGUAUCAUCCUGGCCAAUAAGGGAGUACGAUAUGCCGUCACAAACAGACCGAGACUCUUGUGGUCUUUUCGUGAUGAAAUGCGUUCAAAACUGGGACGGAGAUGAUUGGACAUUUGAGUUUGAUCAAGAUGAGGUUAAUGCUUCAAGGGGAUGCAUUCUAGCUGAAAUACUUUUUUCAGAGUGCAACACGAAGGAAGUAGUGAAAGAGAAGAUCCUCAAGAUCAUGGAGAAGAAAUGA
This is a messenger RNA of Aegilops tauschii subsp. strangulata, 1986 nucleotides long. The record is from RefSeq and is a predicted model, not a curated record. Lineage: Eukaryota; Viridiplantae; Streptophyta; Magnoliopsida; Poales; Poaceae.